Messenger RNA from Oncorhynchus masou masou (cherry salmon), 684 nucleotides. Its product is annotated as protein lin-28 homolog B-like. Gene Ontology annotation, cellular component: cytoplasm; nucleus. The transcript has 4 exons. Gene Ontology annotation, biological process: pre-miRNA processing. NCBI's taxonomy places the organism in Eukaryota, Metazoa, Chordata, Actinopteri, Salmoniformes, Salmonidae. The record is from RefSeq and is a predicted model, not a curated record. Gene Ontology annotation, molecular function: mRNA binding; zinc ion binding. The coding region runs from base 1 to 684 and encodes 227 amino acids.
AUGGCCGAAGGAGGGGCGGGUAAAGGUGGCGGAGAAGACGAAGCCAAGUCGACGGAGCAAGAAGAGCGAAUUCGGCCCCAGCUUCUGUCAGGAACAGGCCACUGCAAGUGGUUUAAUGUUCGAAUGGGGUUCGGAUUUAUAUCAAUGACCAGCAGCGAGGGGAGCCCCGUAGAUCCCCCUCUGGACGUAUUUGUUCACCAAAGUAAACUGGUGAUGGAGGGCUUCCGCAGCCUGAAGGAGGGCGAGCAGGUGGAGUUCACCUUUAAGAAGUCCUCCAAGGGCCUGGAGUCCCUGUGGGUGACGGCGCUGGGUGGGGGACCGUGUGCGGGCAGCGAAAGGAGACCCAAAGGGAAGGUCCCGCCCCAGAAGAACCGCAAACCAAAAGGAGACCGCUGUUAUAACUGUGGAGGUCUGGACCACCAUGCCAAGGAGUGUGGCCUGCCCCCCCAGCCAAAGAAAUGCCACUACUGCCAGAGCAUCAGGCACAUGGUGGCCCAGUGUCCCCACAAGGUGCUGGCGGCCCCCACAGGCUUUCAGGACCCCCUGCACCCCUCUACCUCGGCCCACCUGUACCCCGCCGACGAGGAGGAGCGCUCGGGCUCGUCCCCACUUGAGGGCCCCUCGCCCUCCCCAGAGGAGCUACCCCAGUCACACCGCGUUGGCCCCCAGAGGGGGAAGAAAUAG